ACUCUCAUCUAGCGCGGCCAACGACUCCGGUGGGGACAGCUAGGGCCGAGCCUGGGAGCAGUCCUCCAUUUUCUGCCCCAAACAAGGGUAGCAAUUCUACCGUUCUCUCAGUACCUCCCAGUAAUCGUACUAUUCUCUCGGCCCUCGCUAGCGAUUCUACUGUUCCCCCAGAACCUGCCAGCAAAUCUACCGUUCUCUCAGUACCUUCCAGUGAUCCUACCAUUCUCUCGGUGCUCGCUAGCGAUUCUACUGUUCUCCCUGCUUCCCCCAGCAAUUCUACCGUUCUCCCAAUCCUCGCUAGCGUUUCUACCGGAAUCCGGGAAUUUCAGAUCCUGUUAGAGGAUAUCUUUGGCAACGAUCUGCCCGAUGUGCUCGAUCCCAAAGAUUCUAUCAUCUUCUCUUUGCGCGAGCUAGAAGCACAUGUCAUCGGGUUUCUCCAAGGAACUACAAAACCCCCCGCCUCUCAGGCAAUCUAGCCAAAUGAUUGCUGCCGGGGAGGCCAUUUCAGCAAUUACCGAAGAGAAGAAGCUCGGUGUGCACGCGCCACCGAAAACAAAAAAGCGCCGUAUAGUAACACCUAGGGCUAUAGCUAGCUUCGCAGAAGAUGGUACAGAUGGAUGCAAGGACAUAAACCCCAUUUCCAUUUAUCCACUAAUGGCAUUGUCGGAAAAGCAAAGGAACCAGCUUGAAAGAGAUAUGAAAGGCACAGCUCGGUUGGAUGAUAUAUUGAAUUUGCCUCCAUCCCGAACACCAAACUUGGCGCGUCUUAAGAAGAACGUACAAUCCAGAACUUCUCCGGCUAAGAAAUGAGCUUGGGGCGGUGAUGGGUUCGAGGCUCCCCCGGUUCGACACACUUUGCGUCCGCCUACUGGUCCAUUGAUAGGUAUUUUACCAACCCUUUCCUAAUCCCAAGUAGGGCAACUUCGUCAGGAGUACAAGUCAAUCUUUAAGCAGGUCAAUGUGGCCACGCAUAUCAAAACCGUCUUUCUGUUGAAUACAUAUGGCGGUUUUGGAAAGGUUGCUUUUACGGUAGCCUUAAGGCCGUAUGAGUCAGAGGGUUGGUUUGCAAACUGCUGGUAUCAGCUAGGAGAGACUCGUAACAAACCCUUGAUUGAAGCGCUAAUGGGAAAAUCGGCCGCUGAAAUUCGGAAGAUAAAGGCUAGUUUCAAGGAUGCUAAAUACCUGAACAGUCUCGAGAAAGUUGGGCGUAAUGAACUCGAAGGGAACAAAUUCCGGAUGGCGGUGUUGAUCCAAAUUGAAGGAGUGAGGAUGGAAGAAAGUGAGGAAAUUAAGAUUGAUAGUGUCAGGAAGGAUGUUAGAAGGUUGGGAGAGGUCAUGAAAAGGAAGGAUGCAAGGGGUGGCGAGAUAAUAAUGAUUGAGAUUCUGGCUGAUAGGAGUGACCGGUGGAUCAAGGAGAUGGCGGAACAGCACAAAGCCACUCACCAAAGGGAUUUGGCGAAGGUUGUUAUGAGGCAUUCUAAAAACCUUGUGGUGCGUAUGACUAAAUUCUCUUAUUCCCUCUUUUUAUGUUUGUUUGCUAAAAGGUGGAUAGGGGAAAACAUUACUCCAUACUAUAAAUGGCAUGGUUGGCCUCUCCGUGACGCGAAAUUUCUCGAGCAAACCAUCACGGCAUUAGUGGAGCAAGGCCGUGGGGAUUUGCUUAUUAGCAGGAUGGUUAGAGUACAUUGGAACCCUUACCAUAUAGACUGUAUUAAGAAGGUCUAUAAGAAGAAAUUU
Molecule: messenger RNA, 1737 nt
Organism: Tuber aestivum (summer truffle)
Lineage: Eukaryota; Fungi; Ascomycota; Pezizomycetes; Pezizales; Tuberaceae
Source: the annotation of a GenBank genome assembly